AUGUCUGACUCUGCUUCCUCCUACCAACCUCGUGUUGCACUUAUCACCGGCGCAGCCCAGGGCAUAGGACACGCCAUUGCCCUACGACUCGCAGAUGAUGGGCUCGACAUUGCCAUCGCAGACUUAGCAUCACAACGCAUGAAGCUCGACGGCGUCGCAGAAGAGGUGAGGGCGAAGGGGAGGCGCUGCAUUGUCUUGGAAUGCGAUGUGUCACAAGAAGAGGAUGUCCAACGCAUGAUACAGGCUACGGAGAAAGAAUUCGAUGGUUUGGACGUUAUGGUUGCGAACGCUGGACGACUUCUCGUGAAGACUAUGGUUGAAUCUACCCUCACCGAAUUCGACAAUGUAUUCGACACCAAUGUGCGCGGGGUGUUCCUGUGCUUGCGUGCUGCAGCGCAGGUCAUGAUCAAGCGAGGACGUGGCGGGAGGAUCAUCAGCGCAUCAUCAGUAUCAGGGAAGAAAGGGGUGCCAUUGAACGGCAUUUACUGUGCGUCGAAAGCUGCCGUUCGAUCGUUCACACAGGCGCUCGCAAGUGAAAUCGGAUCACAUGGCAUCACCGUGAACGCCUACGCGCCUGGACCAAUUGAUACGCCUCUCCGUAUGCAGCGAUCCGAUAUGUAUGUGUUAAUCUCUCUAUCUCUUAGUGAGGUUCCCACCCCCCUGAUUGAUCGAAUCGCCUGGCAGUACCAAUCAACGACUUCAGCACUAAAGCAUAUUGGAACGCCGGAAGACAUUGCGAACUUGGUAUCGUUCCUUGCGAGCAAAGAAUCUAGCUUCAUCACUGGCCAGACAAUCACAAUUGAUGGGGGAAGCUGGAUGGACUGA
Suillus bovinus is the source of this 825-nucleotide messenger RNA. RefSeq lists its product as uncharacterized. The transcript has 6 exons. Bases 1 to 825 code for a protein of 274 amino acids. Lineage: Eukaryota; Fungi; Basidiomycota; Agaricomycetes; Boletales; Suillaceae. Gene Ontology annotation, molecular function: oxidoreductase activity, acting on the CH-OH group of donors, NAD or NADP as acceptor. The record is from RefSeq and is a predicted model, not a curated record.